GUUUUCACGGUGUUGUCACUUUCCCCAUUACUUCCUCUUUACGCUGCAAGUAUCUGUGCUGAAGCAUGCAUGUGGGGAAGUUGAAGGGGACUCAGUCACUCUGAAAUAGCAACAGAAACAUCAGGUCUGAAUGAGCAGAAAUUUAAUUUUUAAAAACAAGCUUGAAGAAAUGUUUGCACUGAUAAUCACAACCUUGACUCUGACCUUCUGUGCAGUGGGUCUGAAGGCAACUACAGUCCUGAUCCAAUCGCCAGGAGUUGUGAAGGUGCGUGAAGGUGAAACGGUGCUGAUACAGUGUGUCCUGAAGAGCAGCAAUGUGCGAGACACUGUGGACAAAUUCACUGUACACUGGUACAACUCACGCAAUAAACUAAAUCAAGAAGGAAUAGUACUUAGUCUUUACGUUGAUGGCGGUGUUUACAGGUUAUGGGGUUUCUCUGAUCGAUUUCAGCUUUCUCGGAAUGUCACCAGUAACAGCUACUCACUGACCAUCAGCGACGUGAAGACCACGGACUCUGCCGAUUACACCUGUGGAAUUUGGGGGCAUCUCUUUGGAAAUGGAACCCGGCUGAAUGUGACCAGUGCAGAUGUUCCUGUCCUUAUGCAGUCGCCGAGCCUGGAGCGUGUCACUGAGGGUCACACGGCGCGGUUAUGGUGCACCAUGACCAGAGCCAGAGUGGAAGACACCGACGUCCACUGGUACCGGAAACUACCCGAGCAGGACUUGGAGUGGGUUUCAACACAUGAGGCAGGAGGCAGGCUCGCAGUGGGACCAGGUUUCAAGGAGAGGUUCCAGCCCUCCAGGGACACCUCCAAUAGCAGCUUCAUCCUGACUGUCACAGACGUGAAGCCCAGUGACUCUGCCGUCUAUUACUGCACAGUGUGGGGAGACAUCAGCGGGAACGGAACCCAGCUCGUCGUAACCAAUCCCCUGGAUGAUCCUGUCCUUAUCCAGUAUCCACCAUUCAGCAGAGUGCUAGAGGGUGUAACUGUCCAGUUGCAAUGUGCCUUGUACAAUGCCAGUGUGAAUGACACCGAUGUCCACUGGUACCACCAGCGACCUGGGAACAACAGCGAGUGGGCGAUGAGCCACUUUGUGGACGGCAAUGUUAACAAGUCCUCGUGUAUCUCUGACCGUUUUAAGUCUUACAGGAAUUUCACAAGUAACAGUUACAUUCUGAGCAUCACCAAUGUGUCCAUUAGUGACACUGCUGUCUACAACUGCAGUGUGUGGAAUUACAUCUAUGGAGCAGGAACCCAACUCAAUGUAACUGAUGCAAAUCCUCCAAUCCUUAUCCAAUCCCCAAGCCUGGAGCAUGUCACUGAGAGUCAAUCGGCGUGGUUAGAGUGCUCCAUGAAGAACGUUGCAGUGGGAGACACCGACGUCCACUGGUACCGGAAACUACCCGGGCAGGACAUGGAGUGGGUGUUAACACACGAGGCAGGAAAGAGCAUACGAAGGAGACCAGGUGUCACUGAGAGGUUCCUGCCCUACAGGGACACCUCCAAUAACAGCUUCAUCCUGACAGUCACAGACGUGGUGCUCAAUGACUCUGCCGUCUAUUACUGCACAGUGUGGGGAGACAUCAGCGGGAACGGAACCCAACUCAUUGUCAUUAAACCAUAUGAAACGUUGUCUUGGAAAAUCUUGGGCAGUAUUACAGCCUGUGUCGUGGUAUUGGUCCUCUUAUUCUGCAUCUUAAUAAUAGCAAUAUGCUAUGUGAAAAAAUGGGCGUGUUUUCAACACAGAUUAAAACCAGAAGGGUGCUCUACUGAAGAUCUGAACACAGUGUCUGCAACGGUUACAGCUGAAAGGCAGGCAAAGCCACAGGCAGCCACCAACGUGACUGUGUCAGAGGAAUCAGAGAUGUAUUAUGCCGAUAUUCAGUUCCUACGACAGAACACCAAAGGUCCAACAGUAACGAUCACUGAGGAGACGACCGAAUAUGCUGUCAUCAAACGUGCAUAGUGGCUGAAAAUAAUUCUUGAGCAACUGCAAGUCAUUUAAUGAGAGCGUGCUUCUUGCUGGCAACACAUGGGAUGCCAGGACGUCACAUCAUUUUGCAACUUCUACCAGUUACAAUGUGAUCUGACAAUCAGCCACAUCUUCCCCUCCCCACCCCUCUCUGCUUUCUACAGGGAUCACUCUCUCAGUAACUCCUUGGUCUGUUCAUCGCUCCUCACCCAUUUCUCCCCUCAGCAGGCACAUACCUCUGUGGCCACAGGAGGUGUAACACCUAUCAUGGAAUCAUGGUCGUACAGCACAGAAACAGGAUCCUCAGCCCAACUGGACCGUGCCGACCAAGAAUUGGGCUAGUCCCAUUUGCCAACAUUUGACCCAUAUCCCUCUCAACCUUUCCUAUCCAUGGACCUGUCCAAAGGUCCUUCAAAUAUUGUUAAUGUACCUGCCUCAGCCACUUCCUCUGGCAGCUCGUUCCACACACUGACCACCGCCUGGGUGAAAAAGUUUGCCCGUCAGGUUCUGAUUAAAUCUCUCCUCUCUUAACUUAAACCUAUGCCCUGGAUUCUGGAUUCCCCAACCCUGGAAGAAGACUAUGCAUGUUGACUCUAUCUCUGCCCUUUAUAGAACAUAGAACAGUGCAGCACAGUACAGGCCCUUCGGUCCAGCUGACCUAUAUAAAUCUACUCCAUCAUCAAUCUAACCCCUCCCUCUGUACAGUCCAUAAAGCCCAUAACCCUCCACUUUUCUUACAUUCAUGUGCCUACCUAAGAACCUUUUAAAUGUUCCUAUUGUAUCAGCCUCUACCAGCACCCCCCAGCAGUGCGUUCCAGGCACCCACCACUCCCUGUGUAAAGAACCUACCUCUGACAGCCCCCCUAAACUUUCUUCCACUCACUUAAGCUGAUAUCUUCUGGUAUUGGCCAUUGCCACCCUGGGAAAAAGGUGCUGGCUGUCCACUCUAUCUAUGCCCCUCAUGAUCUUAUACACCUCUAUCAAGUCGCCUCUCAUCCUGCGUUGCUCCAAAGAGGAAAGCCCUAGCUCGCUCAACUUUUCCUCACAAGACAUGUUCUCUAAUCCAGGCAGCAUCCUGGUAAAUCUCCUCUGCACCCUCUCUAAAGCUUCCACAUCCUUUCUAUAAUGAGGCAACCAGAACUGAACACAAUACUCCAAGUGUGGUCUAACCAGAGUUCUAUAGAGCUGCCACAUUACCUCGCGGCUCUUGAACUCAAUCCCCCAACUAAUGAAGGCCAGCACACCAUACAUCUUCUUAACCACCCUAUCAACUUGUGCGGCACCUUUGAAGGAUCUAUGGACUUGGACCCCAAGAUCCCGCUGUUCCUUUACACUGCUAAGAAUCCUGGCAUUAACCUUGUACUCUGCCUUCAAGUUUGAUCUUCCAAAGUGUAUCACUUCACACUUUUCCAGAUUGAACUCCAUCUGCCACUUCUCUGCCCAACUCUGCAUCCUGUCUAUAUCCUGUUGUAACCUACAGAAACCUUUUACACCAUCCACAACACCUCCAGAUUUCGUGUCAUUUGCAAACUUACAAACCCACCCCUUCACUUCCUCAUCCAAGUCAUUUAUAAAAAUCACAAAGAGCAGGGAUCCCUGUGGAACACCACUGGUCACCGACCUCCAGGUAGAAUACUCUCCAUCUACCACCACCUUCUGCCUUCUGUGGGCAAACCAUUUCUGAAUCCAGGCAGCCAAGUGUCCAUGGAUCCCAUGCCUCAUGACUUUCUGGAUGAGCCUAACAUGGGGAACCUUGUCAAACACUUUACUAAAGUCCAUAUACAUCACAUCCACUGCUCUACCUUCAUCAAUCUGUUUCAUCACCUUCUUGAAAAAUUCAAUUAGGCUCAUGAGGCACGACCUGCCCCUCACAAAGCCAUGCUGACUGUCCCUAAUAAGACUAUGCUUCUCCAAACACUCGUAAAUCUUGCCCCUAAGAAUCCUCUCCAAUAGUUUGCCCACCACUGACGUAAGACUCACUGGUCUAUAAUUCCCAGGAUUACCCCCAUUACCUUUCUUGAACAAGGGAACAACAUUUGCCAUCCUCCAAUCCUCUGGUACCACUCCUGUGGCCAGGGAGGAUGCAAAGAUCAUCAUCAACACCCCAGCAAUCUCUUCCUUCACUUCCCUUAGGAACCUGGGAUAUAUCCUGUCUGCCCCCAGUGACUUAUCCACCCGAAUGUUUUUCAGAAGUUCCAACACUGCCUCUUUAACCUCAACCUGCUCCCGCACGUGAGCCCGUUCUACGCUGACCUCUCCCUGGUGAGCAUUGAAGCAAAAUAUUCAUUAAGGCUUGCUCUGCCUCCAGGCACGUUUCCCCCUUUAUCCCUGAGCGAUCCUACCUUCACUCUUGUCAUCCUCCUGUUCCUCACAUUCAUGUAGAACACCUUGGAGUUUUCCUUAAUCCCACUCACCAAGGCCUUCUGAUGUCCCCUUCUAGCUCUCCUAAGUCCCUUCUUAAGCUCCUUCUAGCUACCUUAUAACUCUCAAGAGCCCUGCCUGACUUUUGCGUCCUAAACGUUAAGUAUGCUUCCUUCUUCCUCUUGACCUCUAAGAUCAACACUCAUUCUCCUACGCUCCAAGGAAUAAAGUCCCAACUUGCUCAACCUCUCUCCAUAACUCAGUCCCUCGGGUCCCGGCAAUGUCCUCAUAAAUCUCAUCUGCACUCUUUCCAGUUUAAUGGCAUCUUUCCUACAGCAGGAUGACCAAAACUGAACAAAUGUGGCCUCACUUACCCCUCCUCCCUCACCACAGCCCUCCCCAAGUGAGGCAGGCAUUCAUAUGCAUCUCCUCCAGUGUCAUUUAUUGCAUCUGGGCCUCCUCUACAUCAGUAAGAUCAGGCGCAGAUAAGGCGACCGUUUUGCUGAACACCUAUGCUCCUUCCUCCAAAAAUGACCCAUUUAUCCCUACCUGCACUACCAGUUGGCUAGCCAAUCCUCUAUCUGUGCUGAUGCAUUACCUGCACUUUUAAUAUUUGUAGGAACCUUUACAGAAACCAUGUUUAUUGAAUGGCUUCUGAAAACCCAAAUACAUUGAAUGUACAGGAUCACCUUUAUCCUGCUUCCUACAUCCACAAAGAAUGAUAAUAUUUUAGUCAAACAGUUUCCCUUUCAUAACACCAUGCGGAUUCUGCUUUAAAGUAUUAUGAUUUUCUAAAUGUCUUGAUCCAACUUGGGAAAAUGGAUAUUAUUUUCAAACUUCACAAGAUAUUUUAUUAAUUAAAUAAUAAAAUACUAUUCUAUAUGUUAAUCCGAUCCCCAUGUUACUGGGGGUUACAUUCUUAAAAGACCGCCCACGUUGCGAUUUUCUGUAACGUGAAGCCACGUCAUCUGCGCAUGUCUUGAGAAACAUGGGUGAGACUUCUUCUGAUCAAUUCGUGCUGUAGUGUGCAGCAUGUAUUACACUUUCAGGUAACGAGUUUACUCCCUCAAUUUGUAUUGUGUAAAAAAUGCAAAAUAUUAAUUUUGACAACAAAAGCUGCGUGCAGAUUGCUUGUAAGUAUUGAUAGCAAAGUAUCUUAGCUUAAUAAAAUAACAAAAUUC
Molecule: messenger RNA, 5517 nt
Organism: Pristis pectinata (smalltooth sawfish)
Lineage: Eukaryota; Metazoa; Chordata; Chondrichthyes; Rhinopristiformes; Pristidae
Product: immunoglobulin gamma-1 heavy chain-like
Exons: 9
Coding region: 131-1969 (612 amino acids)
Biological process (GO): phagocytosis, recognition; phagocytosis, engulfment; complement activation, classical pathway
Cellular component (GO): blood microparticle; external side of plasma membrane; immunoglobulin complex, circulating
Molecular function (GO): immunoglobulin receptor binding; antigen binding
Source: RefSeq, a predicted model, not a curated record